This is a messenger RNA of Falco peregrinus (peregrine falcon), 9586 nucleotides long. It is a transcript of the gene SIN3A, whose product is annotated as SIN3 transcription regulator family member A. Gene Ontology annotation, biological process: negative regulation of transcription by RNA polymerase II. The transcript is spliced from 21 exons. Bases 4720 to 8544 code for a protein of 1274 amino acids. NCBI's taxonomy places the organism in Eukaryota, Metazoa, Chordata, Aves, Falconiformes, Falconidae. Gene Ontology annotation, molecular function: transcription corepressor activity. Gene Ontology annotation, cellular component: chromatin. The record is from RefSeq and is a predicted model, not a curated record.
AAAACACCUUUAAAAUAUUCUCUCCAUGCACGGGGAAGGUGUACUCAGGAACUGGGCAGAAUGAUGCUAACUUCUGUAGUGAGUGUAAAGCUCAGUUUGGAUCAGCUCUUCACGGUGGGAUUUAACCCCCAGGCCGUUUGCUGCCAUGGCAAAGCAGGGCUCAGUGCCUUACCAACUUGUUGCCCAUCAGAUGGAGAUAAGUGGGGUUUAUUCGUGUCCCAUCUGCCUUGGGGCAAGCGCUGGCACCUAAUCCGCAGGCUGUCACCAUGUCACCUUGCAGAAAACUCUCCUAACUGCUCCUAAAGCUUUGCAUAAUGCUUUUCCAGUGCCCUUUUCUUUGGGAUGUUUCUUGUUUCCUCUUGGAGUGGCUCUCUGGUCACAGAUGUGCCUCUCUGCAUAGCACCCCUCUGUAAUGGGGCUGAGGGCUUAUUCCUGUGUUACAGGCAAGGGAUCCAGGCUGCGCGGCACCGCGCAAAAAAUAUACCAGCGAUUGCUGAAUGAGCUGGGUCAUGUUCUGGAAGUCGUGCGGCUGGGUUAGUGCACAGACAGACAGCAGUGCUGCUGGAACCUGAGCCGGCUGCUUUCUAGCAGGCACCGUGAUAUAUGGCAUUGAAAUCCUACGGGGGACUUGUCCUGCAGGACAUCAGUGACGGCUCUGGGGUCCGGAGCUGUAGCUGAGACUUAACGCUUGAUGCUCCUCUUGUUUUGAGUCCAUUCUCCCUCAAAAGGAAGCCUUUUAAGAAGCCCCCACACACGUUAAACACAUCAUCUGCAGCUAUGCGCUUUCCCUGCCCUUAUUCAGACAGGCCCUAGCUCUACAUGGACAGAAAUCCUCUCUAGUGGCACUUUUACAACUUGGUGAAGAUGGUGUUUACCCACAGGCGUGUUGUGUUUCCAACAGGUGCUGAGGCAGCAGAGCUUCCUGAUUUGCUUUCUUCCUAUUCUCUGUUUGCCUCUUUUCUUUUUGCUUUUGAUUGUGACACCUAUUUGAACAGCUAAUCUCUUAAUGCCAGAAGACCCUGCUUGUCCGAUCAGAAAACCCAAAAUAAAAAAAUGCAGAUUUUUGAGAUCUUAUUUGGUAAACAGUUGGGGAGUGGAGCUGCCAUGGGAGAGGCGGUUUUGUGAGGGAAGAGGAGAGUACCAGACCUCUCUUGCCUCCGUGGCUCCCGCAGAGUGGCAGGCAGGAGGGAGCCGAGUGUGAGGAGGGAGCCGUGCGGUGCUCUGCCAGCUGAAUCCAGCCCUGUCCUCGCUUUGUUCCUUCUCUUUCUGUGUCAGCGCUGCUGGUCCUCUCCUCUCCGCGCUCCACUUACAUUUAUCGGUCCCACUGGCUUAUGCGAGGCAUAUGGAUGGGGAAAUCCUCUGAUGAAGUUGGCAGAGUAGAAUUGCCUAAUUUUGGGGGUGUUACUGAGAUGCAACGUACCUUUUUGUAAUUAUUUUUUUUUCUUGCUUUACCAGCCAAGGCUCCUGUGCGUAUUUGUGGUAUGUCUGCCUCAUGCACCCUACCUGUAGCACUAAUCAAAGCUGGUGAGCUGGGGGGGUGGCAUGGGAGGUGAAGCUCAGAGGUGUGUUCCUACACAGUGUCCUUCCCCUGCGAAGGAGAACGCUAAAAACCGCAGAAAAGAGAAGGGGGGGGAACAAAAAAAAUAGUUUUCAUUCACCUGUAGGCAGAAUGUAGUGUACUCUAACUGAAGCCAAAAGAUAGUUGGGGUAGAAAUGAUGCUGGGAAAAGGGGAUGCAGGUCUCUGUGGACUGCACAGAGCAGGACUUGGUCUGUUCAGUUAUUGCCAAGCUCUCAUACGUGCCUUGGGUUAAUGAUUUUAACAAAGGAAAGUACCUGAAGUUUGUCAUUUGCUUUCAGUCUUGUGCAGUCCUUGCUGUGUUUUGGGAACUUUUUUGUUUGGUUUUUUUUCCACCUUCAAAUGAAGAGCACAGAUGAUGCAGUUUGAAUUGGGGCUUUCUAAAUCUUGUUGUUAAAGCUCAUAAGGGUAUGCCAGAGGUGUGUGCUACAUUUCUGAGAAGACAAAGUAAGCGUAGUACUUCUCGUAACGUCACCACAGUGGAGGCCAAAUACCCAAUACAAGUCUCUGAUGCUGCCGAUUGCAAUUGUGUAUUUAUCCUUGAAAUACCUUUCCGCGUUGGCUGGGCUUUGCCAUCAGCAAGGGUGCUGAGAGAAAUCAGUUGUCACUGAGGGUGGAAAUGGGUAGAACCGCCCCUUUGAGCAGCAGGCUUCGGCUAAAUCACUUUAAAAUGACACGUCUAGUUUUGGGGGUUUCAUUAGUGUCUUUCUUUAUCAGCCAUGUGGUGUGCUGUAGGAGGGGUAGGACUUGCUGCACAACGGAUCUCUCCGGCUUUUGAAUGGAGGACGUCCUUGGGAGAUGCCAAGUCAAGAUCAGCAGGACCUCAGUGAGGAAGUGAAUGCACCUAGGGAGCAUGCAGCAUCGUGUUUUCUUCGGCAAGAUGCAGACCAGUUUCUGCUCUGGUGCUGGUUUGCUCGCCCCGCAGUGCUUUCCCCUCUCUGCAGAGUUUCGGUAGUGGUGGAUGCACAGAGUUAAGAUCAACUAGUCUUCCUCUAGGUGCAGCAGAGUAUCGAGAUCAUUGCUCUGCUUGGAUUAAAAAAGCUUGUGUAUUAGUAAUCUUUGUUAAGUGGUGGUCUGCCGUGAGCCACUCCUACACUGUGGAUGCAGACCGUAGGAGCUUAGCGAAGUGUUAUCUAGGAAGAUUGACUAAAUGCUGUUGACUAUUGCCUAUAAUAUUGACACUCUCUAUCUGUCUCGGCUUUAAUAUGAAUUUUUAAAGUUGAAGCAGGUACAGUGCUUGGAUAGAAGCAGAGUGCAAGCUCAGUUAGUGAAGGUGAGGGCAAUUUAGGGGGGAAAAAAACUACAGGAGCUUUAAUUUUCACUAAACGGAAGUUUUAGUGUUGACCAUACAGCAAACUAGGUAGGUUUCUGGAAGAUUGCUCGCUCAGUCUGUGAGAAUCAGGAGCUUCAAAAACUGAGGUUCAUGCUGCUGACUUGUAUGCGGUGGUGUAUCCUCGGUGCUACUGUGAUUCCCACGGCCUCACAGGGCUGAGAUGUUUGGUGGCUCCAUGGGGAGGAGGCUUUUCGGUCAGUCUAAGGUGGCAUUUUAAUCCUGAUAAGGGCACAUGAGUCUUCCAGCCAUCUUCUGUCCUCAGAUGGCCUCUGCUUUAAAGGUUGGCGAGUCCGUCGGCAGCGACAAGUGCGGAAUGUCGCUUUGUGAAGUGAGGUGCAGGCGUGGGGUACUUGGCAGCCACCGCGCCACAUACACACCACGGCCGUCUGCCUACUGUACCUAUGUGCACACACGCACACCUUGUCGCAGGCAGCGCGUUAAGCCUGCUGGAACUGUUUUGCUUCUUUAUAGGAAGUCACACAUGAAUUUUUUUUUUUUUUGAGAACGUUCCUGCUUUGUGGAUAUCGUGUGUACGUGUCUGAAGCCAGCAGCUCUCGGUUGCUUCCGUGGGGAAGGAGAGCUGUCGCACCAUUGAAAGGGUAAGGGGCGACCCAGCCUGGGAGAGCAAAAGAAAGCGGAAGGGCUGGCUGGGGAUGCCAGUGUUUAGAGCAGAAGGGUAUCCAAGUUGGUGAGUGGGUUAUAAAUAGAUGCCACCAAAGCUUGCCCAGACUUUACUCAUGCAGUCAGCCAUUGUCAUGCAAAAUCCUGGCUAGCUCUGCUGGGGGAUGAUGGUGCGUGGCCAGAUUUGCCAGCAUUGCUCAGUUUAGUCCCAGCCCUAUUAGCAUAAAACUGUGAGUUUUUACAAAGCUGAAUAUGGGCUGUGCUUGAGGGGAGCAGCUCCAAGUUAACCUGCCCAGCUCUUCAUUUGUCAACAGAGACCAGCUGAAGGAAAACACAACCAGUGCAGGCACCGCUAGCAAAACGAACUCCUGGAGGGUGCUCCUCUGCCAUCUGAGUGUGUGCUGGACAUCAGAACUACUUUGGAUUUUUAACUUGUAAAUAAGAUCCAGUUAGCAAGCUUUCUCCUUUACUUGGAGUGAGGAGUCCUGCUCUGCCUCCGCUGGCUGCCUCCUACCUGCCAGGUGCUUUGGGGACCUGAUAAGGGACUGUUCUGAGAGGUUAAACUUGAAGAGCAACUUCAAAAACAAAUGAAGUCAUCUUCCUUCUUGUCCUACCCCCUGCAAGUGGGACACUAAUAGAGAGAGGGACACAGAGGGAAAAACACUUCAUUGCACAAAGCCCGCAUUUGCAAGCCCACCUUGAUCUAUCCUGAACCUCUGUCCCGCCGGUUCCUGUUUACACAUUUGGUGUGCACUGAGAUACUGUGAAUGAUCUUUGGGUUAUUUGGUUAGUGACGGAUUUAGACUGUGAAGAGCUGCCCUGACUUGGUAGAUGAGGAUUGGUUUAGUUAGCUGUUGUACCAUUAUUCUGGGGGAACGUGGUUCCCUCUUGUUUAUCCCUGUCCACGUUAGCAAUGGAUGUGUUUAACUGCACCGGAGCUGGAAAGGACUUGCUUUGGAGGGGUCCUGAUGAAUUAGAGGCAGAAGAGGAUGGAUUUUACUCUGUUCUCUUGUCCUUCAAAUUCCUUAAUAGGAUGCAUAUGUUUUUGAGCACCCAGUGCUUUGAUGAACAGCAGAUAACAUCUCAAAAAUGGCAAUAGCUACCAAUGCAUAGAAAACAACACUGGAAUUUGCUUGCAGAAAAGAGUAGGUGAGUAGUUUUGUUGUGCUUCCCGAGCAUGAGUUCAGAAUGAAGCGGCGAUUGGAUGAGCAGGAGUCACCCGUGUAUGCGUCGCAGCAGAGACGUAUCACCAGCAGCACCGAAGCUUUUCAACACCAGCACCGCGUGCUUGCCCCGGCGCCUCCAGUGUAUGAGGCGGUUUCGGAGACCAUGCAGUCUGCCACGGGGAUUCAGUACUCGGUAACUCCCAGCUACCAGGUGUCAGCCGUGCCGCAGAGCUCGGGCAGCCAUGGGCCAGCCAUCGCAGCCGUCCACAGCAGCCACCACCACACCGCGCCGGUGCAGCCGCACGGGAGCCAGGUGGUGCAGAGCCACACUCACCCCACGCCGCCGGCCGUGCCCGUCCAGGGGCAGCAGCAGUUCCAGAGGCUCAAGGUGGAGGAUGCAUUGUCUUAUCUUGACCAGGUGAAGCUGCAGUUUGGUAGCCAGCCACAAGUCUACAAUGACUUCUUGGAUAUUAUGAAGGAAUUUAAAUCUCAAAGUAUCGACACUCCAGGAGUGAUCAGCCGUGUAUCGCAGCUCUUCAAGGGCCACCCAGACUUGAUCAUGGGUUUCAACACCUUCUUGCCACCUGGUUACAAGAUUGAGGUGCAGACGAACGAUAUGGUGAAUGUGACAACACCGGGGCAGGUUCACCAGAUCCCCACUCAUGGCUUGCAGCCCCAACCGCAGCCCCAGCCGCAGCAUCAGUCACAGCCUUCAGCGCAAUCAACCCCAACACCAGCACAGCCAGCGCCGCAGCCACCACCUGCCAAAAUCAGUAAGCCAUCACAGUUGCAGGCACAUACUCCCGCCAGCCAGCAAACUCCCCCGAUUCCACCAUACGCAUCACCACGUUCGCCACCGGUCCAACCUCACACGCCUGUGACAAUCUCUCUGGGAACCACACCAUCCCUGCAGAACAAUCAGCCUGUUGAGUUUAAUCAUGCCAUCAACUAUGUUAACAAGAUCAAGAAUCGGUUCCAGGGACAGCCAGACAUCUACAAAGCCUUCCUGGAGAUCCUCCAUACAUAUCAGAAGGAGCAGCGUAACGCCAAGGAGGCAGGAGGUAACUACACGCCGGCUUUGACAGAGCAGGAGGUGUAUGCGCAGGUGGCGCGUCUCUUCAAGAACCAGGAGGAUCUGCUCUCCGAGUUCGGGCAGUUCCUGCCUGAUGCCAACAGCUCUGUGCUGUUAAGUAAGACAACUGCAGAGAAAGUGGAAUCGGUAAGAAAUGAUCAUGGUGGCACGGUGAAGAAGCCACAGCUCAACAACAAACAGCAAAGACCCAACCAGAAUGGCUGUCAGAUCCGACGGCACUCGGGAACUGGAGCAACCCCUCCGGUGAAGAAGAAACCGAAGCUGCUGGGUUUAAAAGACCAGUCUUUGGCGGAAGCCAGCAAACAUGGUGUGGGGACAGAAUCUCUCUUCUUUGAGAAGGUCCGCAAAGCUCUGCGUAGCACAGAAGCAUACGAAAACUUCCUUCGCUGCCUGGUCAUUUUCAACCAGGAGGUGAUCUCCCGCGCUGAGCUCGUGCAGCUGGUUUCUCCAUUCCUGGGGAAAUUCCCAGAGCUGUUCACUUGGUUUAAAAACUUUCUGGGAUAUAAAGAGUCUGUUCACAUGGAGACAUAUCCGAAGGAACGGGCUACCGAGGGGAUUGCCAUGGAGAUAGACUAUGCCUCCUGUAAAAGACUGGGCUCCAGCUACCGAGCCUUACCCAAGAGCUACCAGCAACCCAAGUGCACAGGGCGGACUCCGCUGUGUAAAGAGGUUUUGAAUGACACCUGGGUCUCCUUUCCGUCCUGGUCUGAAGACUCCACAUUUGUGAGCUCCAAGAAGACACAAUAUGAAGAGCACAUCUACAGGUGUGAGGAUGAGCGUUUCGAGUUGGAUGUUGUCUUGGAGACCAACCUGGCAACGAUUCGUGUCCUUGAGGCAAUCCAAAAGAAACUCUCGCGCUUGUCUGCUGAGGAGCAGGCCAAAUUCCGGCUGGACAACACUCUGGGUGGCACUUCGGAGGUGAUCCACCGCAAGGCUCUCCAGAGGAUAUAUGCCGACAAAGCAGCUGACAUCAUUGAUGGACUUCGGAAGAACCCAUCCGUGGCUGUUCCCAUUGUACUGAAGAGGUUAAAGAUGAAAGAGGAAGAGUGGCGAGAAGCCCAGAGAGGAUUUAAUAAAGUCUGGCGAGAGCAAAAUGAGAAGUAUUACCUGAAAUCCUUGGACCACCAGGGCAUCAACUUCAAGCAGAAUGAUACCAAGGUCCUGAGGUCAAAGAGCCUCCUCAAUGAGAUUGAAAGCAUCUAUGAUGAGAGGCAAGAGCAGGCUUCAGAAGACAAUGCCGGAGUGCCCACAGGCCCACACCUAUCACUAGCGUAUGAAGACAAGCAGAUCCUGGAAGAUGCUGCCUCUCUCAUCAUCCACCAUGUGAAGCGGCAGACGGGAAUCCAGAAGGAGGACAAGUACAAAAUCAAGCAGAUCAUGUAUCACUUCAUUCCAGACCUGCUGUUCGCUCAGCGAGGUGAACUCUCGGAUGUGGAAGAGGAGGAAGAAGAGGAAAUGGAUGUGGACGAAGCUACUGGGGCUGCAAAAAAGCACAACGGUGUUGGGGGCAGUCCUCCCAAAACCAAGCUGAUGUUCAACAACACGACGGCCCAGAAGCUGCGGGGCAUGGAUGAGGUCUACAACCUCUUCUACGUGAACAGCAACUGGUACAUAUUCAUGCGGCUGCAUCAGAUCCUGUGCUUGCGGCUGCUGAGGAUCUGCACCCAGGCUGAGCGGCAGAUCGAAGAGGAGACGCGGGAAAGGGAGUGGGAGAGGGAAGUGCUGGGCAUCAAGCGAGACAAGGGCGACAGUCCUGCCAUCCAGCUGCGACUGAAGGAGCCUAUGGACAUCGAUGUUGAGGAUUAUUACCCAGCCUUCCUGGACAUGGUGCGCAAUCUCCUCGAUGGGAACAUGGACUCGUCGCAGUACGAGGACUCCUUGCGUGAAAUGUUCACCAUUCAUGCCUACAUCGCCUUUACCAUGGACAAGCUGAUCCAGAGCAUUGUUCGACAGCUCCAACACAUAGUGAGUGAUGAGAUCUGUGUGCAGGUAACGGACCUCUACCUGUCAGAGAACAACAAUGGAGCCACAGGAGGUCUUCUUGCCUCUCAGUCUUCUCGUACUCUUUUGGAGGCUGCGUACCAACGCAAAGCUGAGCAGCUCAUGUCAGAGGAGAACUGUUUCAAGCUGAUGUUCAUUCAGAGCAGAGGUCAAGUUCAGUUAACCAUUGAACUGCUGGACACAGAAGAGGAGAACUCUGAUGACCCUGUAGAAGCAGAGCGCUGGUCAGACUACGUGGAGCGGUACGUCAACUCCGAUUCUACCUCCCCUGAGCUCCGGGAGCACCUGGCCCAGAAACCAGUCUUCCUGCCAAGGAAUCUGAGGCGGAUCCGUAAGUGUCAGCGUGGUCGGGAGCAGCAGGAGAAGGAAGGAAAGGAGGGGAACAGUAAAAAGUCCAUGGAGAACGUGGAGAGCUUGGACAAGCUGGAGUGUAAAUUCAAACUGAACUCCUAUAAGAUGGUGUACGUCAUCAAAUCGGAGGAUUACAUGUACAGGAGGACCGCUUUGCUGCGAGCUCAGCAGUCCCAUGAAAGAGUGAGCAAGCGGCUGCACCAGCGGUUCCAGGCCUGGGUGGACAAAUGGACCAAGGAGCAUGUGCCCCGUGAAAUGGCAGCUGAGACAAACAAGUGGCUAAUGGGCGAAGGGUUGGAGGGCUUAGUGCCCUGCACCACCACCUGUGACACAGAGACCCUGCACUUUGUGAGCAUUAACAAGUACCGCGUCAAAUAUGGCACGAUAUUCAAGACACCGUAAAACUCCCCCGGGGCGAGGGAAGAGCCCAGGAGAUGUGUGUGUGUGUGCGCGCAUCAAGGAAAGGAGGAAGAUGCCUUUCUCCCCUCACUGUGUAUCUCCGUAACAUGGCCACUUGACUAGUGCGUGGCUGGUACAGCCUGUCACCAGCGGGAUUCCCUGCCGGGAUGCGAACCUCCACUGGGACCGCCGGGCCGCUGGGCUGGCACGCGUCCCCUGAGGGCAGGAAGGACCCUUCUCUGAACUGAGCCAUCCCAGAGAAACACAACGAGCUCGUACACACCAGCAGUGUUGAGGCUUUGACUCCCUGGAGGCCCUGAGCGGCGAGGGAAGAGAACCGGAGGCUCUCCACGACCAGACCGCUUGGAUGUGUCCCGAAAUCCCCAGGUGCCUGUCGCGACCGGAUUCUCCUCCCGGCACACUGCUGCCAGCCGGCCGGGCUCCUGCGCGGGGCCGUGGGGCAGCCCGGCGCCACUCACGGAGCGGACCCUGGACCCUGGGCUCCUCUCGUCUCCCUCUCCUCCCUCCCAGGCUGGACUCACCCCGUGCAGAUCGGUCUGUCCUUUCUAGUGCCAGUGGAACUGUUGGGUUUUUUUUUUCGUUUGGUUGUUUUUGUUUUGGGUUUUGUUUUUUUUUGUACCUGCUUGUUUACUAGUCUCUCCUAGUGCCAUGCACCAGCUUUUCACACACAUGUACGUACACACACACAACCGAGAACAACACAGUUUUAACAUGUUCCCCUCCUUUUUGUAAAUAAAUGUACAAAUUGUCAAUUUUUUGGGGGUUUUUUGCUUGUUUUGUUGUUUUGGUUUUUUUUUUUAUUAAAGGAAGUAUGCUUGAUGUGCUAGCAUAACUGUACUAGCUUCUUGUGUACCAUAGUACCAGGUGGCUUGAGAAUUAGUACCGACAGACCGACGGAGACAUUUAUUACACUUUUUACCAAAGGGAGUUAUCAUUGUAGUGCUUUUGUGUGGAAACUUUUUUCUCCUUUUUUUGUAAAUAAAAAUAAUGUCUUUGUUCUUAACUGGAGGAAGACACUCGCUCA